AUGGCGGAUGAACUUGACUACCUCUAUCCAGACUUUGAUCUGGGCUCUCUCACCGUCCCUCGUCUCCGCUCUAUCCUCGUCAGCCACGAUAUCCCAUACCCGGCCUCUGCAAAGAAGAGUCAACUGAUCACCAUCCUCCAAGAUGAGGUUCUCCCGCAAGCCCGGAAGCUCUUGCGCGAGCGCGACACAGUUCGACGAACCAGCGCUGGAAUCACAGAUAUGAGUAGCCGGUCGACAUCGGUGGAUAGCGACGCGAAUGACAGAGAGUCAAGGCCUCCGCCGGCGACACCCUCCACAGUCGGGUCUACAACUAGGGGCCAAAGAGGCACAUCCCGGCGCAGCACCCGUCACUCUACGGCAGAUGCCGAUGACGGUUUCGCUAUGAACACACCUGUCAGGACCACAAAGCGCACUAGCGUCGCUCGCUCUGUGGGUAAACACUCUCGCACCUCUGAUGCAGAGACAGGCGACGACACGCUUGCCACUCCAGUGGCCGCUGUCCGUCCCACUCCACGCAAAUCCACAGCGAAGAAGGUUCGACGAAGUGAGCUUAUUCCCUCAACGGAGGUGGACGAAUCUACACCCGUCAAGUCGGAGUCUCGCGACGAGAGCAUGUUUACAGAUGACAAUCCUUUCCAGAGUGGAAGUCCUGAGGCGCCUAAAAGCACACGAACGAGCUAUGACGGCAAGCGAAGUAGUAUGUCACGCCUGUCUACCGAGAGCCCGGCUCGAGGCCGUGGACUCAGGUCGCGCAAAUCAGCAACACCAUCCAGCCUUCAACAAGAUGACGGGUAUCAACCUCCUCAGCGUGGAUCAUUUGAUUUCGCUUCCCGAUUAGAGCCUCCGCAGGAAGAACCUGAGGAGGAGACAGAAGAGUCCGACGAAGAUGCCGAAAGCGAAGUUGCUGCGGGUGAAGAAUUCACACCCGAGGAGCAGCUGGCUAUGUCUAUGGAAAGUGAUCAGCGUACGCCACGCGUGCAAACUCGACGACGGUCCCAGAAGCAGGGGACUGUGAGCCGCUUGGCUCCCUGGGUCGUGAUUCUUUCGCUAGCCGGCAGCUUCGGUACCUGGUGGCGCAAAGAAAAGAUCGAGAUUGGAUACUGCGGCUUGGGGAAGCCCACCUGGUCGUUGGCAGAGACCAAGGUCCCUGAAUGGGCCAACGUUUUAGAGCCUCGGUGUGAGCCUUGCCCAAGCCAUGCCUUCUGCUAUCCAGAAUUUGAGGUCCGCUGUGAGAAUGAUUUCCUUCUGAAACCCCACCCUCUUGCGCUUGGGGGCCUGGUUCCGUUGCCGCCCACAUGCGAACCCGAUAGUGAAAAGGCGCGCCGCGUGAAGGCUGUCGCCGACAAGGCUGUGGAGGAGCUUCGUGAGCGCCGGGCAAAAUGGGAAUGUGGUCAACUGAAGGAAGAUGGCAAGGGCGCCAAAUCUCCCGACAUCAGCGAGCUUGACUUGAAGGAAGAGGUAGCCAAGAAGCGCCGCAAGGGCUUGAGUGACAUCGAGUUUGACGAGCUGUGGAAGGGUGCCAUUGGCGAUAUCCUUGGCAAAGAUGAAGUUAUAAGCAAAACCGAGAAAAAUUCCGCCAUCCUCAUCCUCUCCUCUACCUCCAUUGCACGGCUCCCACUCGCAUGCGCCGUCCGCCGCCACUUCCGACUCGCUCUCCUCGCGUAUCGACUCCCUAUUUCACUUUUAAUCUUGGCCUUCGGUCUCCUUGUGUAUGCUCGUUCGCGUGUCCUCGCCCGUCGCUCCGACAUCGCUCGUGUGCCUGAGUUAGUGGCUACAACCCUUGACCGACUAUCCACGCAAGCUGCACUGUACGCCCGCGGCGCCGCCAAAGAACCCUAUGUAGCCAUUGGCCAGCUGCGCGAUGAUGUCCUCCGCUUUGAACUGCAAGGCAAGCGUCGCGAGGAGCUCUGGCGUCGAGUUCGUAACUUUGUCGAGGGCAACGCUAACGUCCGUGCCUCUGUCCGGGAAGGACGUAGUGGGGAUGUUUCUCGAGUCUGGGAGUGGAUCGGUGGGAUCAAUGCCGUCGGCGAAGCGGAGUAUCCUGGCCGUCGCGAAAGUGGACACUUCUCCAUCGGUUCUCCGUCUGCCAAUGUUGCAACGAGUCCUGAGACGCCUGCGGGACAGGGCCAGCCAGAGCCCGUUUCGAGCCCAAGAGAAGCUCGCCGUUGGGACGAGGGUCGUCCAAUCUACUGA
This is a messenger RNA of Penicillium bovifimosum, 2193 nucleotides long. RefSeq names its product putative sister chromatid separation protein (Src1). Lineage: Eukaryota; Fungi; Ascomycota; Eurotiomycetes; Eurotiales; Aspergillaceae. The transcript is spliced from 2 exons. Bases 1 to 2193 code for a protein of 730 amino acids. The record is from RefSeq and is a predicted model, not a curated record. Gene Ontology annotation, cellular component: nuclear inner membrane. Gene Ontology annotation, molecular function: chromatin binding.